GUGUAUGCGGAUUCCCCGCGUGAGUCACUCGUCUGCCACGUUCCGUCGGCGUCGCCGUCUCAACAACCUCCGCUCCGCCGCGGCCGCCCUAUAUUCCUCCGCGGAGCUAUGGGCGGCAAGAAAUCCUUUGCUUCUAUUCCAAAUCCAACCGCCGAAGCAGCUCUUUUUCUCUCUCUCGCGCGCGCGCGGCCCAUCUUCGACCUCUCUCACUGAUGCCCUCGCUUAUGUCUACUGUUUAUUUAAGCUGUUGCUUCACUUCUACGAGCGAAAACAGAUUCUGAAACUUUGAUUGUUUGAUUUGGUUUCAAUUGCGGAGAUGACGUCGGAGGGAGUGAUUUACCUUCACGGAGACUUGAAUCUGAAGAUCGUAAAAGCUCGUGCUUUGCCGAACAUGGAUUUGAUGACCUCGCGCGUCCGCCGCUGCCUCACCAUUUGCGAAGCCUGCACGGCGCAGCGCUCCGGCGAAGACAGUGACGGUAGUAAGAAAGUGCGUCACCACCGGAAAAUCAUCACGAGUGACCCUUACGUUACCGUCUCGGUGCCCCAGGCCACCGUUGCGCGAACGCGGGUGGUCCCGAACGCUCAAGACCCCGAGUGGAACGAACAGUUCAACAUUCCACUGGCUUAUCCGGCUGCGAAUCUGGAGUUCCACGUGAAGGACAACGACGUAUUCGGGGCUCAGCUUAUCGGCAGAGUUCUGAUUUCAGCCGAGAGGGUGGCUUCCGGCGAAACCAUCCGCGGGUGGUUUCCGGUGGUUGGGUCUAACGGGAACCCGCCCAAGCAUGACACCGCACUCUACAUCGAUAUGAAAUUCAUGCCAUGUGAGAGCAAUCUGCUCUACCAGCAUGGCCUUGCUGCUGAUCCCGAGCACGGAGGUGUGAGGCACACUUACUUUCCGCUGAGAAAAGGUUGUUCGGUAAAAUUGUACCAAGACGCUCACAUUAGCAAUGAAGUUAAGCUUCCGGAGAUUGAAUUGGACGGGGGAAAGUUUUUCGAGCACGGGAAGUGCUGGGAAGACUUGUGCUAUGCGAUAUCGGAGGCUCAUCAUUUGAUAUACAUGGUUGGCUGGUCAAUCUAUCACAAGGUGAAGUUGGUAAGAGAGCCGACUCGGCCACUGCCCAGAGGUGAUUUGACUCUGGGUGAAUUGCUCAGGUAUAAGUCCCAGGAAGGGGUUCGAGUUCUGCUACUGAUAUGGGACGACAAGACUUCUCAUGAUAAGUUUUUCUUUAAAACGGCAGGAAUGAUGCAAACGCAUGAUGAAGAGACGAAGAAGUUUUUCAAGCAUUCGUCUGUCACUUGUGUGCUGUCACCUCGUUAUGCCAGCAGUAAGCUUGGCUACAUGAAACAACAGGUUGUUGGAACUCUAUUUACACACCAUCAGAAAUGUGUACUUGUGGAUACACAGGCAGCUGGUAAUAACAGAAAGAUUACAGCAUUUUUGGGUGGUCUUGAUCUCUGUGAUGGUCGCUAUGAUACACCUGAGCAUCGGUUAUUUCGUGAUCUUAAUACUGUAUUUCAUGAUGAUUAUCAUAAUCCUAAUUUUCCUGCUGGGACUAAGGCUCCAAGGCAGCCUUGGCAUGAUUUGCACUGCAGAAUUGAUGGGCAAGCUGCAUAUGAUGUUCUUUUAAACUUUGAGCAGCGGUGGAGAAAAGCAACAAAGUGGACUGAGUUGGGGUUUCGACUCAGAAGAGUAUCUCAUUGGCAUGAUGAUGCUUUGAUAAAGAUUGAUCGUAUUUCAUGGAUACUUAGUCCAGUUCAAUCUGCUUGGAAGCAUGAGAAGCUUGCCUCUGUCCCAGAGGAAGAUCCCUUUUUAUGGGUUUCCAAAGAAGAGCAUCCUGAAAACUGGCACGUUCAGAUUUUCCGGUCCAUUGAUUCAGGAUCAGCGAAGGGGUUCCCUAAAACUGUUGAUAUUGCUCAGUCUCAGAACCUUUUAUGUUCAAAAAAUCUGGUGAUAGAUAGAAGCAUACAGAUAGCAUACAUUCAGGCUAUCAGAUCAGCUCAACAUUUCAUAUACAUUGAAAAUCAAUAUUUUAUUGGAUCAUCAUAUGCAUGGCCAUCGUACAAAGAUGCAGGAGCUGAUAACCUGGUCCCCAUGGAGUUGGCAUUGAAAAUUGCUAGUAAAAUUAGAGCUAAAGAGAGAUUUGCAGUGUAUGUUGUCAUACCAAUGUGGCCUGAAGGUGAUCCAACUACUGGUGCUAUGCAAGAAAUCCUGUUUUGGCAGAACCAGACAAUGGAAACAAUGUAUGGAGUGGUUGCACGGGAACUUAAAUCAAUGCAAGUAGCUGAUGCAAAUCCUCAGGAUUACCUAAAUUUCUAUUGCCUUGGCAAUCGGGAAGAAAUACCUGAGGAGAGGUCAAGAGAAGAUUCAGAGUCUUCUGCUAAUGGUGCUAAGAUCUCAGAUUCUGAGAAAUUCCAGCGUUUCAUGGUCUAUGUGCAUGCAAAAGGAAUGAUAGUGGAUGAUGAGUAUGUAAUAAUAGGAUCAGCCAACAUUAAUCAGAGAUCUUUGGCUGGUACUAAAGACACCGAGAUAGCCAUGGGUGCGUAUCAGCCCCAUCACACUUGGUCGAGCAAGAAGCAACAUCCUCAUGGCCAGAUCUACGGGUACAGAAUGUCUCUGUGGGCUGAGCACCUCGGGAGCGUAGAGAAAUGCUUCAAGGAGCCAGAGACUUUGGAGUGUGUGAGGGAAGUGAAUCGAGUGGCCGAAGAUAACUGGAAGAGGUACACAGCCGAGGGUUUCACUCCAUUGCAAGGGCAUCUUCUCAAGUACCCUGUAAAGGUAGAUGAUGAUGGAAAGGUAGGACCAUUGCCUGGAUUCGACAAUUUCCCCGAUGUUGGUGGUAGAAUUACAGGAAGUUGUUCACAAGCUAUCCCUGACGUUCUCACGACAUGAUGCAUGCCAACUUUGUUGCCCUUUCGAGUUUGUGCCUCUGUGGAAUGGUACGAGCUUUUGAACUUUAUCUCCCUUUCUGUGCAUGGAAGUUUUUUUUUUUGUGGGUUUUAUGUGAAUGUGUAAAUGGAGAAUGUGGCUAUUUGUAUGGCUUUUGCGGAGAGUGGCUAUGAACUGUAAAUGUGCCCAGAAUUGAGCAAUACUUGGUCAGUUAGCCUGGUUCUUUACUUUUAUCUUUAUAUAUUGUGAACCAAUCUGUCCCCUUUGUAAAGGCGAUGGAAACGAACUUGUGCAUCGUUGUUGC
Messenger RNA from Diospyros lotus (date-plum), 3191 nucleotides. Its product is annotated as phospholipase D delta. The record is from RefSeq and is a predicted model, not a curated record. Gene Ontology annotation, molecular function: calcium ion binding; D-type glycerophospholipase activity. NCBI's taxonomy places the organism in Eukaryota, Viridiplantae, Streptophyta, Magnoliopsida, Ericales, Ebenaceae. The transcript is spliced from 10 exons. Gene Ontology annotation, biological process: phosphatidylcholine metabolic process; phospholipid catabolic process. Gene Ontology annotation, cellular component: plasma membrane. Bases 317 to 2890 code for a protein of 857 amino acids.